GACGAGCAGCAGGGAAUGUGCGGAAUCUCCCUUUUCCACCUCAGUUUAAAGAUGUAGUUGCUGUAAUGCGUGCACGGGGCUCAGGACCAUUGCUUUCCUCGUAGGAUCUCUGUUCAGUCGGAGCGAGUGCUUGCAAGCAGCCGGAUAUCUUUCCAACCGCGGACUGUACGCGCUCCCGGUGCCGAGAAGCUUUUCAUGCCGAAAUGACUGAAAUGUCUCAAAGUCAGUGUGCUGCCUUGGUUGGUGAAGACCAGCCCCUCUGCCCAGACCUCCCCGAACUUGACCUCUCAGAGCUGGAUGUCAGUGACUUAGAUGCAGACAGCUUCCUGGGUGGCCUCAAAUGGUACAGUGACCAAUCAGAGAUCAUUUCCACUCAGUAUGGGAAUGAAGCAUCCAAUCUCUUUGAGAAGAUAGAUGAAGAAAAUGAGGCCAACUUGCUGGCAGUGCUUACAGAGACCCUGGACAGCAUCCCAGUGGAUGAGGACGGAUUGCCUUCGUUUGAGGCCCUGGCAGAUGGGGACGUGACCAAUGCCAGUGACCAGAGCUGUCCCUCCUCUCCUGACGGCUCACCACGCACCCCAGAGCCUGAGGAGCCUUCCUUGCUGAAGAAGCUCCUUCUGGCACCUGCAAACUCCCAGCUCAGCUAUAAUCAAUACACAGGUGGCAAGGCACAGAACCAUGCAGCCAGCAGCAACCACCGGAUCAGACCACCACCUGCCGUCGUCAAGACGGAGAGCCCCUGGAAUGGCAAAGCAAGAGGGGGCUCCAGCCAACAGAACCGCCCGGUGAGGCGGCCUUGCACUGAGCUGCUGAAAUACCUAACAGCCACCGAUGACAUCCUGCUCCACACCAAAGCCAGUGAAGCCAAGAGCGCCUGGGGGGGUGCCAGUAGCAGGGACAAGAGUGGCCUCGGUCUCGGCGCCUCCUCCUCCUCCUCUUCACCGUCCUCGUCAUCCACCUCCUCGUUCUCCUCCCUCUCCUCCAACUCCUCUUCCUCUUCCUCAACCACCUCCAAGAAGAAGUCAGCUGUGCCAUCUCAACAACAACAACAACAACAACAACAACAACAGCAGCAGCAGCAGCCGCCGCAGCAGCAUCACCAGCGAGGUGAGAGCCGGGCUGCUGGCGAGUGUAGUAUGGCUGGUGUUGGGGCUGGGAAGUGGCAGCGUUGCACUCACGAUGACGGGGUUGAGGAGUCGGAGGGUGCUUCUAUCCCUGUUGGCCACAGAACCUCCACCUGCGGUCAUGCCCGCCCCAAACUGGAGCACGGGCCGCCCAGUGAAGAAGGAAGGCCGCCAGGCGAUGUGGGCCGCCUGGCCGCCGCUAGGUUUAUUAGGUAUAUGCAUUCUUAUUCCCUCCCUCCCCGAGAGGUGAGUCACAGCUGUGAGCAUUGCCGAGAGGCUGCGGGCGCCACUCAGGCUAGUGAGGGCUUUGGCAGGCAAGGCCGUAGUAACAGUAGUGGUGCCAGCCGAGCGCCGCAUAGGCACAUCACAGUGACUAUAAAGAAAAGAGAUGAGAAGCCGGGGCACCCUUUACUCAGCCAGCUGCUCACCUCCAAGCAGAGGCCCGCUCAAUACCGGGCCCAGAUACUCCCACCAAAGAUUACCCCUUCACGUAGUACUAAGAGCAGAUCCUCAGGUAAGAGGUCUGAGAGCCCAGCCCAGGCUGUUUCUCAGGUGAAAGAGGAGGAGCUCAGAGGGACCACUGAACACACAAACCAGGGAGUAAGUCCGGCUGAAGAGCCCGACUCAGAGCCCCUGUUGUCACCUCUCGCCUUAGACCUAGAGAGCUGGGUUAGCCAGCUAGACUCAGAGCUAGACAUGGGCUUUGGACUAGAGCUGGGGUGGCCAAACCAGGGGGGCUAUGGGGAGGAUGUUGACCAUGAUGAUGAUGAUGGUGUUGUUGACGAUGAUGAUGACCGUGUCAUGGGCAGCCCCGCAGCGGUGCUCUCACAGGGCCCUCCAAGCCCACUCAUCCCAGACACUAGCAAUGCAGAGCCCACCCCUCCCUGCAUCAUACAAGGGCAAGGGCACCCACACAGGCAGGCACUCAGCGAGCACCCCGAUGACCAGGGCCUCCCGUUGUUAGCCAAACCAACCACCUUGCCACUUCCUUUGACCCCAGAGUCUCCAAAUGACCACAAGGGAUCACCGUUUGAGAACAAAACCAUUGAACGGACAUUAAGUGUGGAGAUUGCUGGAACCCCAGGUCUGACACCACCUACCACGCCCCCACACAAAGCCAGUCAAGAGAAUCCUUUCAAAGCAUCUCUCAAAACCAAGUUGUCUUCAUGUUCCUCCUCGGCCUUGACAUGCAAAAGAGCCAGGCUGAGUGAGUUGGGCCCCGGCGCUCUGGCCCCGGCCCCAGGUGCCUCAGGCGGGGGCCCCACCAGGAAGGGUCCCGAACAGACUGAGCUUUAUGCCCAGCUGAGCAAAGCGUCCACCACCCUCCCUUACUCCGUCACUCAACACGCAGUGGGGGGCGGCCUUGAGGAGCAUCGCAGCACUGGCAACAAUAAGCGGGCCACGCCCCGCGGCUACAGUGACCAUGACUAUUGCCAGGCAUCCGCUAGCACUAAGAAGGAUGGGGGCACAGCCACUGUUACCAUGACUACAGCUGUGGAAAUGACAUUCACCUCAGGUGCCACUGCUGCUCCCAUGCCUACUGCAGGCAAAGUGGAGAUCAGGCAUGUCGAAUGUAAGGACUCAGCCAUGCCACCAUCCUCUUCAUCGUCUUCUUGUUCUCCAUCAUCAGCUUCACCCGGUCCUCUUGCUAAGCAGCAGAAUCUUGUCUCUGUGGACGGAGAAGCGAGCCGGGACAAGGGGUUAGGGGAGCAGACCCUAACACGAACCACUCAGAUCCCUUCACAAGAGGCGACUACCGACAGGGACCAACAACAUCCUUCUGCCACCAGCCGGAAGCUCCUGUGCGACCAGGAUAUCAGAGCAGAACUCAACAAGCACUUUGGCCACCCCUUACACGCCCUCUAUAGCCAGGGUGGCCAGGAGAGAGAACCGAGCAGCAAAACGAACAAGGUUUCAGCUCCUCAGUCCCUCCAAGGGGGAGAGGAUGACUACUACUCCCAGAGGCUGCCCGGCUCCAGCUACCUGCACCAGGGGUUUCUGCCCUUCCACGACGAGCUGGAGCUGGGCGAGGGCCGCGAGAGUCGCUUCCUCUUUCCGUGGGAGGGCACCCCUCUGGACCUACUCUUUGACUGCGCCCCCUGCUCUCCCUCCUGUUCCCCACCAUCCAGCUGCUCCCCUUCACGAGGCUCCGUCUCCCCUCCGUCCUCCCUCCUCCUGUCACCCAGCAGGCCGUUCUGCUGGACCAGCGGCGGGUCCCGCUCCCGUUCUCGUUCCCACUCCGGCUCCCGCAGCUCCUCCUCGCGAUACCGCAGGCGCUCUCUCUCCAGCUCACCUGACAGACGCCCCUCCUCCUGGUCUCGUCACAACACCGAUUUAAACGCUUUUCGUUCCAGGACUCACAAGAGCCCCCACCCUCAGUCUCGAUCUCCUCUCAGCCGCAGGCCAAGGUACGACAGCUAUGAGGAGUACCAGCACGAGAGGCUGAAGAGGGAGGAGUACCGACGGGACUACGAGAAGCGGGAGUUCGAACGGGCCGAGCAGAGAGAGAGGCAAAAGCAAAAAGCAAUAGAGGAGAGACGGGUGGUGUACGUGGGGCGACUGAGGUCCGACUGCACCCGGACAGAGUUGAAGCGCCGCUUUGAAGUCUUUGGCGAAAUAGAAGAAUGUGCAGUGAACUUGAGGGACGACGGGGACAAUUUUGGCUUCAUCACGUACCGCUACACUUGUGACGCCUUCGCCGCCCUUGAGAACGGACACACCUUACGCAGGUCAAACGAGCCUCAGUUCGAGCUGUGCUUUGGCGGACAAAAGCAGUUCUGCAAAUCACAUUACACAGACUUGGACUCCCAUUCGGACGACUUUGAUCCAGCCUCCACAAAAAGCAAGUAUGACUCCAUGGAUUUUGACAGCUUGCUGAGGGAGGCCCAGCGCAGCCUGAGAAGGUAACCAGUUCAGUGGCACCUGCUGUCUGUCACAAAGAGGGACUUCUGAUACCUCACUGUUGUUUCUCGCUUCUUUUGACGACGAGACUACCAGAAGUUUUACACUCUGUCAUAGAGUAUAUAAGAAUAAGUCUAUAGACCUAUAUCAAUAUAAAUGAAUAUAUCAAAAAUAAAGUUUACAUGAACAUAGCUGCUGAAGAGCUGGGAAGAGACAUUGCAUUCUGGGAAAGCCAGUGAACCCUCAGAAUCUGGUGCACGUGUUGGGUGCACUCUACUGCUGUACAACAUCAGUGAAAGAAGAAGAAGAAGAAGAAGAAGAAAAACUCGUGAUUUUUUUUUUCUGUUGUUGUUUUUCUCCAAGCACUACAAUACCCACAAUUCUUUGGGGGUGAAAACAUGCAGCUUGUUCAGCCAGAUUUGUUGUUUUUUUCUUUUCUUUUGCUGUUGAUUUUCUUUCUUCUUUCUUUGGAAUCUGGUGUUUGGAUCUGGUGUUACAUUACAAAUAUAGGGAGUUGUAUCUCGGAGGUAAAAAUUCUCAAGGUGACAUUGUUGUCUACAUUUUAAGGAGAAAUGUAGCUGUGUAUUUACAAAUACUAUAAAAAGGAAUAUUUUUAUUUUAUGUACAUAUCGAAGUUCUUUAUUUGUUACAGCUAUGCACUGUAAAACGCAGCCUUUUUUAAAAAUGAGGAGAAAAAUUUCUUAAUUCAGAAUGUCGAUCUGUAGUAAUUACAAUACUGUAAACAUAUUGUACACCUACAUGAUGUUUAGAAGACAUGCUAUGAUUGUAAAAAGAAAAAGAGAAAAAAAAAAAAAAAAAA
Stegastes partitus (bicolor damselfish) is the source of this 4845-nucleotide messenger RNA. RefSeq names its product peroxisome proliferator-activated receptor gamma, coactivator 1 alpha (gene ppargc1a). Bases 204 to 4031 code for a protein of 1275 amino acids. The record is from RefSeq and is a predicted model, not a curated record. Gene Ontology annotation, molecular function: transcription factor binding; RNA binding. NCBI's taxonomy places the organism in Eukaryota, Metazoa, Chordata, Actinopteri, Pomacentridae. Gene Ontology annotation, biological process: positive regulation of transcription by RNA polymerase II. Gene Ontology annotation, cellular component: nucleus. The transcript is spliced from 13 exons.